AUGGACCAGAUCGUGUUGGACGAAUCGGACGACGGCGAAGAGGCUGCAAGCCCCGGCGCCCCGAACGACGGUCUUGUGGAGGUCCCGCCUCCGGUGCAGUUCGCUUCGAACUGGUGGCGCAUGCUUACCUACUCAGGUAUGACUUGGUAUUGCUUUCACUCCUCCCAGCCGGACGAGUGGUGGGCAGUGCUCUUGAAAAAGUCCGUGACUACAGCCUGGUUGCGGACGAUAUGUGGGUACAGCACAUGGCUGGCUACAGAUGACACAGAAGCCUUCACGCGACAAGGACGAUAUGUGCCCUUGCCGUUGAUGCAGGAACUGAACUUGCACAAGAUCGUGUGCUACGGACGACGGCCGAUCGCCAUCCGCCUCACCGACCUGGACGACUGCCUGUCGCACAGACUAACAAAGGAGACCUACUCUCUGUGGAGGAAGGCCGUGGAAGAAAACCUGUUGAGCCCGGAUUUGCCUGCCGUUUCCAGCGUCGGACCGGUUGGUGCUUUUGAUGCCAUGCAUGACCUGGACAGAGCGCACUUCCGUGGGCAGGGCAACAAGAAGAGGGUGCUGGUCCAGAAGACUCAGGGCUCCGGCGAGAAGCAAGCUGUUCAGUGGCGAAUGGAGCGGCCCACAGAACGGACGACGACUGUGCGGAGCAUCGACACGCCCCCUCCCCUGGUGAAGAUGGUCGAGAAGCUUCCCCGGAGGGGCAACUGGCUCUGCUAUCCGUCCGGCGGCUUCUACUGCUAUCCCUGCCUCGUGGCAGGGCGCGAGUGUGUCGGGCGCAGGUACCACAGCCAGGGAUGGAAAUGCAUUCCUUGUAGCUGCUGCCGACAGCAGGGCCUGUCGCUGAGGCACUGCGCAGUGCCCCGCGCCUAUGUGAAAACACGGUCCUGCGAAUGGUUGCAAGGAGAUUGGGCAUCCAUUUCGCCAGAGAACCCUUCUGCUUGCCACUGCUGCCAGAAGAUGGGGCCGAUUCGCGGAGCAGUGCACUGCCACUCCUGCUCGGCUUGGGUUUGCCCAGAGAAGUCCUGUCGGGAGAAGGCGAAAGUGCUUGAUGACCUGCCUCUUUGGUUUUGCUGCCAUUGCAUGGGCAUCCCGCUCGUUUGCAGAUGUCCACAGAGCGAGAAGGAAGUGAGUCAAUUGCUUUUAAAGACGGAGCUGCGGAGAAAUCUGCCUGCGGAGCUGCGAAGCUCCCGAGAGCUGCCAAAGACUGCAGACCUCAAUCGCAAGAGUAGACGCUGCCAAACUUGGUGGCAAGGCACGAACAUCGAGCCUCUCCCUUGCGCAGAUCCACCCGCCCAUCGCCGCUUCAUCGAUGAUGCUGGCAUGCUGCGGAAGAUGCAGCCGCUGGAGUACAAUGCUCUUGCAGAGAGCCUCAAAUCCCUGCGUCAAGACAUCCCGGUGGAGACGGAGCAGCAGCAGAAGGCCUGCCUCGAAUGGCUCGUCGAGCAGACAUUUGCAGAGCCGUCGCUGAUAAUCAGCUUCCUGCUGAAGUUGCACAGCGAAGCAGAGAAGGACCGCUAUCCGUUCCUCCGGAACACCGCAAAGAAGCGGCAUCAGAUGCCUUCGGCCCUGGAAGGUUUUAUCGCGUACUGGCCCAAUGUUCGGCUGGAAGAUCGCAGCGGUUCCAUCUGGGAUUUGCCCAUUAAGGCGUCCAAAGAAGACAGCAUUCUGAAGACUCGCGCGAAUCCACUCAAGAGGCGAGAGAGGUUGAAAGAGAAGAAGAAGGAACAGCAGCGCCAAGCAAAGGCACUUGACCUUCAACGUCGCAAAGCCUUCGACGAGGGAAUUCAGCAGCACCUGGCUGCUGCCAGUGUGAGAGAAGAGAUUCCGCUGGAAGAUGAGUUUGUGUUUUAA
Symbiodinium sp. CCMP2592 is the source of this 1857-nucleotide messenger RNA. The record is from the annotation of a GenBank genome assembly. Lineage: Eukaryota; Dinophyceae; Suessiales; Symbiodiniaceae.